Molecule: messenger RNA, 540 nt
Organism: Schistocerca gregaria
Lineage: Eukaryota; Metazoa; Arthropoda; Insecta; Orthoptera; Acrididae
Product: protein slowmo homolog
Exons: 5
Coding region: 4-540 (178 amino acids)
Biological process (GO): phospholipid transport
Cellular component (GO): mitochondrial intermembrane space
Molecular function (GO): phosphatidic acid transfer activity
Source: RefSeq, a predicted model, not a curated record
CCUAUGUCCAACUCUGUAGAGAUCACACACGUUUUCAAACAUCACUGGCGAGACGUGUUCCUCGCUAGCUGGAAAAAGUAUCCCAAUCCAAAGUGUCCUGAAAUACUCAGCGUGGAUCUGGUGAACAAGGAAAUUGAUCCUGUUACCGGCUGCCUCACUACGACCAGGGUCUUGGUCUAUGAGAGCGCGGUUCCAAUUUGGGUUCGCCCCCUGUUCAAGCAAACGCCGAUAAUCUUUGUGGAGGAGGCCAGAGUUGACCCUAUCAACAAGAAAAUGGUUCUCAAGGCGCGCAACGUGACUUUUGAUAAAGUCGUGAAGACAGAAGAGACGUGCAUUUACACGCCGAAUGCCGAGAAUCCUAAUUGGACGAAUUUGCAUCAAACAGCGAAAUUUGAGUCGGCGGUCAGCGGCGUCGCCUCGAUCAUCGAGAACGUAUUAUUGAGCAAAUUUAGCUACAACGCCUCGAAGGGCCGGCAAAUCAUGGAGUCGGCGAUUCAGGCCGUGGAGAGCGAGAUGCCCGCGUUCUCAAACUUCGAGUAA